AUGGCACGUGUCUACGCCGAUGUGAACCAGCAGAUGCCGCGCGCAUACUGGGACUACGACAGUGUGAACAUCAGCUGGGGAGUACUCGAAAACUACGAAGUUGUCAAGAAGAUUGGUAAGAGUCGGAUGGACAUACGGAUUGAACUACACACCCGAGAACAGCGUGAGACUAACGCUUAGUCGCAAUAGGUCGCGGAAAAUACUCUGAGGUCUUCGAAGGCGUCAACGUGGUUAAUUACCAGAAGUGUGUCAUUAAGGUCCUCAAGCCGGUGAAGAAGAAGAAGAUCAAGCGCGAGAUCAAGAUCCUGCAAAACCUCUCCGGCGGCCCGAACAUCGUCGCGCUUCUCGAUGUGGUGAGAGACAGCCAGUCGAAAACGCCGAGUCUCAUUUUCGAACAUGUCAAUAACACCGACUUUCGGACACUGUACCCCAAGUUCCAAGACUACGACGUGCGGUACUAUAUCUACGAGCUGUUGAAAGCGUUGGACUUCUGUCACAGCAAAGGCAUCAUGCACCGAGAUGUCAAGCCACACAAUGUUAUGAUCGAUCACGAGAACAGAAAGCUCCGCCUUAUCGACUGGGGUCUCGCCGAGUUCUACCAUGCAGGCACGGAGUACAACGUGCGCGUCGCGUGAGUCGUCUCCCAAAAUCGCAUGAAAUGAGCUUCACUGAUGCCCUUGCAGAAGCCGAUACUUCAAAGGACCCGAGCUCCUCGUCGAUUUCCAGGAAUACGACUACAGCUUGGACAUGUGGUCCCUCGGUGCCAUGUUCGCAAGUAUGAUCUUCAGGAAAGAGCCGUUCUUCCAUGGAAACAGCAACAGUGAUCAACUGGUCAAGAUUGCCAAAGUUCUGGGUACGGAAGAUCUCUUCGAUUAUCUGGACAAAUACGACAUUGAGCUCGAUGCGCAAUACGAUGACAUACUAGGCCGGUUCCCCAAGAAGAGUUGGCAUGCCUUCGUAAAUCCGGAGAACCAGCGUUUCGUCAGCAAUGAUGCCAUCGAUUUCCUGGACAAACUUCUCCGCUACGAUCAUCAGGUAUUUGAAUCAAACAAAUCUGGCAUUGCGUGUUCGACUGACCCGUUAUAGGAACGACUCACCGCGCGGGAGGCUAUGGCGCACACGUACUUUGCACCGGUGCGGCAAGCCGAGUAUAACGAAUUACAGAAUGCCAACAGCACCCAUCAGUGA
Messenger RNA from Lecanosticta acicola, 1188 nucleotides. NCBI's taxonomy places the organism in Eukaryota, Fungi, Ascomycota, Dothideomycetes, Mycosphaerellales, Mycosphaerellaceae. The record is from the annotation of a GenBank genome assembly.